AUGUCGCCUGAGCCUACCAAAGUGAAGGUGGAAUACAUAACCGAGGACAAAACUAGCAAGGAGGGCAGCGGUACGCAGUCGCCCCUUGCACUUUUGGCGGCGACGUGCAGCCGGCUCGGCGCCGCCACCAUGGGUCCUGAGCAGCAGGAUAGCAAGGAGCAGCAGCAUUUCAGCCCCCAGCAACAACAGCAGGCUCAGCAACAACAACAAGCCCAACAACAAGCCCAACAACAACAAGCCCAACAACAACAGGCCCAACAACAACAGGCACAGCAACAAGCUCAGCAGCAACAGGCGCAGCAACAAGCUCAGCAGCAACAGGCGCAAUUAAUACAGCAACAGGUGCAAGGCGCAGAUGCGGCAACGAUUGCUGCAAUACAGCAACAGUACUUGCAACAGCAGCAACAACAGCCGCAACUUAGAGUCAUCAGUGCUGCUGUAGUGCAGCAGCUGAGAGCACAGGGACUAUCGGGUAAUGAGUUGUCAGCGGCAAUUGUCAAUGCUGCAAAUUCUGUACCAAAUGGAAUACAAGUACAACAGCCACAGGUGAUAUCGAUGCAACAACUGCAGUCGUUGCUCGGUGGUGGAGUUGUGUCGGGAGAGGGAGCCACGUAUCAGAACUCGCCACAGCAACUGUUGCAGAUACACCCUCAGUUAUUGCAGCAACAAGCCGGAGGCGUGUACGGCAGUUGUCUGGUGGGAGGCAUGGGGGGAGUGGCGCCCAUGCAGGCCGUCACUGUGGACGGACAGGACGCACUCUUCAUACCAGCACAACACGCUCAGAAUUUCUCUGGCAUGGGUCAAGUUAGCUUGGUCAACGGGCAGCUAGUGAGAACGCCAGUACUCCCUGCCGGCUUUCUACAAAACGUUAUGCAUUUACCAACCGAACAGCAGGCCAGCGUGACCAUCCCGGGCACUAACAUAUCCUUCCCCCUGAGCGCUUUGACCGGGAACCAAAUGAUCACAAUACCCGGGACAAACAUUACCAUCCCUUCUGGGAUUCAAGUCCCGACCAGCCAGACGAUAACGAUCCCGUGUAGCUCGUCCAGCGUGGGCGCAACCGUGAGUCUCGCGGGAACUGAAUCCAAGACCACCGCCGCCAAAGACAGCAAGGAGUCGACCAGCCCGCAGGGACAAGGUGGUGGAGUGGCAGUUCGAGGUGGCGUGGGGGGUGUAGGCAUGGUGCCGGUCCAAGUGCCAGUUAGCAUGGCGAACGGACACACGGUGUAUCAGACCGUACACCUGCCCGUUCACGCGCCCCAACAUCUACAGAUCAUACCACAGUUGCAGCAGAUGCAAGCCCAACCUCAAAUGGCGAAUGUACUAACGCCGUCCGGACAGAUACAACAGAUACAAAUAGCUUCAUUGGCGAAUAUGCAGCAGGGUGGUGGUACGCAGACAGCAUCAAGUUCGACAGCUACACCGGCCACCAUUACCCUACAGGUGCCUACACUUGGUGUAGGCGGUUUAGGCGGCGCAGUUCAACUAGUCCCAGCCUUAGGGUUACCAGGAGUACAAUUAGCGCAACUGCAGCAGCCACAGCAACAGUCAGCUCAACCACUUAUCGGUCAGCAAAUUCAACAAGACCCCAAUGAGCCAGGUAAAUGGCAAGUUGUAAGUGUAAGUGCGUCUAACGGCAAUGGCACUACAUCUACUACACCAGUGCCGCAGGAGUGUGAGGCAGCUAAGCACAGACCUACAAGUCCCAGCGGCAAGAGACUCAUGAAAAGAGUAGCUUGCACUUGUCCAAAUUGUGACCAAGGAGAGAAUAGGUUGAUGGAUCGUAAGAAGCAGCAUGUAUGUCACAUCCCGGGCUGCAACAAGGUGUACGGCAAGACCUCACAUCUUCGAGCGCAUCUCCGGUGGCAUUCUGGGGAGAGACCAUUCCUUUGUAACUGGCUGUUCUGUGGGAAGAGGUUCACAAGAUCAGAUGAGCUACAGAGGCAUCGUCGCACGCACACGGGUGAGAAGCGGUUCGAGUGUCCCGAGUGCAGGAAACGAUUUAUGCGAUCCGACCACCUCGCCAAGCAUGUACGCAUACACACAAAAAAUAGGAUUACGGAGGUAGCGACAUCAACACAGUCUAUGUACUCGGACUCAGGCGACGACAGUUGUGACGAGAAGAUGAUGCUGACCAUUGAGACUACUCAUCAGGAAGCCGACAGCGAAGACAAGGCUGAACCAAUAUAUUGA
Messenger RNA from Arctia plantaginis, 2193 nucleotides. The record is from the annotation of a GenBank genome assembly. Lineage: Eukaryota; Metazoa; Arthropoda; Insecta; Lepidoptera; Erebidae.